Molecule: messenger RNA, 7049 nt
Organism: Pomacea canaliculata
Lineage: Eukaryota; Metazoa; Mollusca; Gastropoda; Architaenioglossa; Ampullariidae
Product: S-adenosylmethionine decarboxylase proenzyme-like
Exons: 12
Coding region: 41-1063 (340 amino acids)
Biological process (GO): spermine biosynthetic process; spermidine biosynthetic process
Cellular component (GO): cytosol
Molecular function (GO): adenosylmethionine decarboxylase activity
Source: RefSeq, a predicted model, not a curated record
CGUACGCUACUCGCAGUCGUGUGGACUACACGGAGCCAGGAUGAUGGCGACAGUGCAAUCCCAGCAACAUUUCUUCGAAGGCGCAGAAAAAUUGUUGGAAGUUUGGUUCGCUUCUAACGAUGGCACCGAUCGGGAUCUGCGAACCAUCGAUAGAUCAGAGUGGGUGAAACUUCUGCGUGUGGUUCGCUGUGAAAUCAUCAGUGUUACCUCCAAUAAAGACAUGGAUGCAUAUGUGCUUAGCGAAAGCAGUAUGUUUGUGACAAAGGAUCGCUUUAUCCUGAAGACGUGUGGAACAACAACACUUCUAUCUGCUGUGGACUACCUACUGGAUUUGGUCAAAAAGAAAGUUGGCUUUGACAAAGUGGUUGAUAUCUUCUUUUCAAGGAAGAAUUUCUCUCGUCCCGAAUUGCAACAUUGUGUUCAUCAGAAUUUUGAAAACGAGGUGCAGCAGCUGGACAAAAUAUUCCCAAAUGGAUCAGCAUACACUUUAGGACGCAUCAAUGGAGACUGUUGGUACCUCUACACUUUAGAAGAUGAAGGUGUCACUCACCCAGAUCAAACUUUCGAGCUUCUCAUGUGGGACAUGUGUCCAGACAAAAUGCGCAUCUUCACUCAAGAAGAAUGCAAAUCAGGCGAAGAAGCCUCACAGAAAUCUGGUAUUGCGGACAUCAUUCCAGGCAUAAAGAUUGAUGACUUCCUGUUUGACCCAUGUGGUUAUUCCAUGAAUGGCCUGCUUCCUGGUGGUUACUACAUCACUAUCCAUGUGACUCCUGAGCCACACUGCAGCUAUGUCAGCUUUGAGAGCAACGUACCCCAGGAAUCUUACCAUGAACUGAUUGACAAGGUUCUGGAUGUAUUCAGGCCUGGCAAGUUUUUGAUGACGAUCUUUGCCAACAAGGCAUCCAUUGCUCGAGACACUUACAAGACUCUUGAGAACCAGCAUACAAUGAAAGGGUAUCGUCGUCGGGACCACCAGUUCUGCUGCUUUAAGAACUACACUCUUACUUACACCCACUACACCAAGUUAUCGGAGGGCACCCAGUACUCCCGCCCCAUCAUUUAGGGGAAGGAGUGCAGGGGUCUCACAUGGGGGCUUGCCUGCAUUUUUCUGGCAUCACUGGCAGCAGAAGUGUCAGCGUUUCUUGUCUUUGCCACAUGGCGUGGCACGUUGUUUACCCCUACGACAUUCUCCUGCUGCUGUUUUGCCAUGCAAGCCCUCGAGACCUUUCUGCACACCCCAUGUGACCCAGCCUGGCAGGGUCGCCCGUCAGCGCUUUGUAGAUCCUAUGUUGCUCGUAGUUUGUUCUUUGUCUUGUCGUGUGCCCUUGUCUGUGUUUUUGUGGAAGUCUAGGAAAGGCAGAAAAAAGCAUAAAGUUAUGUGUUGCUACAUCGUUCGGAAACCUAGUUAAUAUGAUCAGGCAGGUUACAGAAGGGUUUGAGCCUAGUAAUUUCAGCCAUCAUUUGGUUGAGAUUUAAACAUCCAGUCAUGGGAAAGCUGUUGUGCUAUGUCACAACUGAAGGCAUGGGCAUCAAGAAGCAUUUUGAGGGUAGACUUGGCUAACCACUUCCAUCAGGUGAAACUUGUGGGAAGAACAGAGUUCUUUUCUGCCUGGAAAUGUUGUCAUACCUUUGUGCACUCUAUUUUGCUUUUAAAGUUUUAGGUGUUGUGUAGCUUUCACUGGCAUAGAUUCCUUAUAGGCUUUUAUGUCAUAAAAUAAGUACACUACCACAUUUCAUCAUUGGAAACUUAUGAGAAAAAAAUUAGUUCCAUAUAAAUUAACGGAGACUGCCAUGUGCUUUGGUAAGAUAUAAAGAGAAUGGUCGCUGUAUGGAAUUGGGCACUCUUUAGUUGGUAGUCCAGCAAUGUAUGGUCCCCUGAAACCUAGAGUAUGAGGAUACUCGAAUUAAGCCAUAGAUGAUGUAUUCCUUGAUGUCCUACUAUUCCUUUACUUCUCUGUUAUUGCUAUUUGCUUAAAAGCGUUCAUUCUUAGGGUGCAAAUAUAUAAAUUUGUAAACAAUCUGUUCUAGCUAUCUAGAGGUUCUGGGACCAUGUAUAUAUAUAACGUGCAUACAAGAUGCUAAAAUGUGCAGGCAGAUUUCAUUGUAUGCAAAUUGUGAAAAUGGUACCGUAUAUGUGGCUAUUUCCUUUUUGAUAAAGUUUUAUUACCAUAAGAAAUAUUGGCCAUAUCUUGCAAUGGAAAAAAAGUUUAGAGUAAUUUUAAUUAUGAUGUGAACUAUAACUAGGGAAAUUCAGUGAAUGAUUUUAGCUUUUUUUUUUUUUUUUUCAUCAGUCAGCUCAGAGUGGGAUGUUUGAAGAAAAGGCCGGCAUUUGCCCUUUACAUUGUAUUGCACACCGUCUCUUUAGUUAAACCAGAUGGCUACAUGGCAGUUUUCUAAAUUUUAUCAUUUUUGUAUGAUAUCACAGUAGUUUGCCACUUCCUAUGGCUUUAACUUUCAAAAGACUUGUUUAUUCUGGUGGUUUAUUAGUGCAAGGGCCCAGAGAAUAGUGUGUGCUAGAUUAACCAGGAUGAAUAAUGCCAUAGUUCCUGUUCGCACAAUGGAAUGCUUCAGAUUUCCAGUCAAGAAACCAAACAAAAAACCUGUUCGGUUGCUAGUGACCAUAGCAGGUAUUCUCUGUUGUUUGCUUGGCAUGUUUUCAGCUUGAUUUUAGUGGUUAUAGAAGUUUUGUGAAGUGCUUCUUGAGGUCGCAAUGUCUUUUUUUUUUUUUUUCUUGAGUUUGUCAGAACCCUUUUUAUACUGCUUUUAACACACACAGCAGUAAGAGGCUUUCUCCCUGUGAGAAUUGCACAGUACUCACGACAAACAUUUGCUUGAGCUCCAAAUAAAGAGGCUAGUCUUGCCCUUUUGCUGCUAAAUUCUGAGACUUUUAAUCUUCUUUCUAAAAACAAGUUGCCUAGCAAAAUGGACUUUAUUUUCAUGCUGGCAUUGUCCUAUGGCUCCUUGCAUAAGUUGUUACAGAAUUCAGUAUUCUUCUCCCCCAUCUUUUGGGGUUGUUACAAAGUAUGAGAAUUCAGUUUCACAUAUUACUCUGUUGACUGUAAGACCUCUGGAGCUGAAGCUGGUUUGGGACGCAUGUACUGGACAUGUGCACUGUGAGUAUGUGCUAAAGCCAGGCCUCAGAGCCUGUGAUAUUCUGGCGUCGCUGUUACGUCUGAUACAAAUUGUGACCAUAGUCAUCUAGGUUUUCGUACGAUGAAAGUGGGAGAGCUGUGCAACAAAGUUUGUUCAAGUCUUGGGGUAAUCACUAUUUACCAAAUGGGACAAUUUCCAGCUGCUGUUGGAGCUGUAAUAGCUUCAGCUUUUAGCAUGCAUCCAUACUUACACUUAAUCCAUACACUUAACAAGCAUGAGAGGAGGUGAAUUAACAUAUACACACAUUGUACAUGCAAGCACAUGGUUUGUGCCUAACACAAGAGGUAUAACAUGGAGGAAGGUCUGUAAGUGCCAUUUGGUUUUGAUUUUUAUGGUCUAUUUUCUCUUUUGUUUAACAUCUUUGAAUUCUAUUUCUGAGUCUUUAUUGUCUCCCCACCCUUCCCCAAUCACAACCCUACAAGUUUUUACACUUUUUUUUUUUUUUUUUUGUGUGUCUUCUUGCUGUCGCAUAUUUUGAUUGUUUAGUAACCAGGCUGUAAUCCUUUGAACUUACUCUUUUAUAUAAGUAAACGUAUCCUAGAAAAACAGACCAUUAUUAAAUACUUCACCUUUUGAGCAUAGUAGAAAGGUCAAGAAGUAUUGGUGAUAAUCAGCCAUAAUAUUCAGUCGCAAGACUGCUUGCUUAAGAGGUAUUUCGCUAUACCAUUAUCUGUACAAGUUUACACGGAUCUUGUAAUCAGCAUGUUAAGCUGCAUAUUCUAAGAAAUCUAACAAUUUGCUUUGGUUAUUGUACAAAAUUUUUAAGGCAAGUUCAGUGGGUUUUCUUUGGACAUUUGUAUUGACGCUAUUUACAUCAAACUUUUGUGAGGUCAGUGUGGUCAAGACUGAACCAUCAGAACAAAAUACAACAGUGAAUAUUUGAAAGAAAAAGCAUAUGAACAGCUAUAGGAGAUAAAUUGUUUAAAGACAGCAGCUAACAUGUCUGACAUCAAACUGUGCAGCUGUAUGCAUCAAGAAAGACACUGAAGUUGUAUCAUCCAUUUUUACAAUUUGUGGCUUCCUAGUGAUUGAUCAGUGAUUUUUCUUUGUGAUCUGCCAUCAUGAACUGUCUUUUUGCUUAUAUUAUCAGAAGGUUUCUGUAACUUUCUGCCAGGAUUAGGAUACCAGUUCAGGAAGUUUUUUUUUUUUUAUAAAGAUUAGUACUCUUUAAUGUACAGUGUGAUGCCUUUGAAAGAUGUUAUUUUUAAGUGCCUGAGUACCAUAUACUAGUCAACAUAUUUGUACUGUAAUUGAUAUGACCUAAAAUCAGACAACAAUUCACUGAUUUGAAAAUAGCACUUUCCAAAAAAUAAAAAUCUUGGAAGCGGUGAUUUUCAUAAGAACCUGUUUUAUUCACGUUUGUCAACAAUAAAUAAAUACUUGUACUACUGCCAUAAACAGCAAGGGGAUUGAGAAAACCAGUUAAAAGAUGAAAGACAGUAUUUGCUAACAUGCAAGAACCACAAUGCAUGGUGAAAUAGUCUUCAUCAUCCUUCAUCUUGCUAAUCACCCUGUGGUACAUUUGUUUGACCGUGGAGCCCAGAGAUCCUGUAUGGCAAGUGAAGCAAAAUUAAUGACACUUGCAAACUAGGGUUAAUAUUUAAAAACGAUUUGCCAAAUGUAUUCCUAGCUUUUUUGCAAUGCACAUGUGAGACAGGUGGCGGUGAUUACAUACACAUUGUUGUAUCUUCCUUAUGGGAGAUGGCUUGUUUCUGAAGAUUGUUACUUGAUCUACCUGUUAAUGGCAUGACGCACAUUGUAAAGGGACUGAAUUAUUGUGCCUGCAUCACUUCCCUCCCCUACCUCUUUCCUAUCAAUACCUUUUCCUUUCCCCUCCUUUCUAUUUUCCUUGGUUACUUUAUUUAUGAAACUUCUUUAAAGUGUUGGAUGAUGGAAAGAUCUAGAAAAAUUCAAAGAAAACGCAUGGCCAGUCUGGUGUUUAGUCAAGGACUUGCAAACACAUUUCUUCUUUACUAUCACCCUCAGCACAAUCUACAAGCACCCAGUUUUUUUUUUUUUUUUUUUUAAUGAAUUAAAAUCAGUCCUUUAAGAUUCACCUGUAUUGUAUUUUGAUCAUGUCCCUUGUCUAAUUACUGAUCAUUAUUGUAGCACAGCUUAAUUUGUAGAAUAUUUUAAAAAACAUUAAAAAUAAUAGAAUAUAUUGCUGUUUACUGACGUAGUCAUGAGUACUUGCUGGAAAUUCAGAAAGUGCAACCACAGGUGCACUUUCAAUCCACCUAAACACCAGGUGUGUUUUUACUUGAGCCACCAGAAAUUGUGGUAAGUUAACCUAAUAUCAGAAUUUUGCAUUUGUGUGUUGUGCCUGGAGAGUUUGCUGAUAGUUGAUAAUGAGAAGUGUAUCCAUCUAUUAGUGCUUUUAGCCCUAACCCCUCUGGGAAAAACUGUCGUACUUCAUCUGUCUACAGUUUUGUCCUAUUUUUUUCAAAUUUUAUUCUUCCAAAUGCACUCUCACAUUCGGCAAAUGGCAUUUUUAAGAAAUUGUGCCUCAGGUUCACUCAAAUGAACGUCUUUCAGAAUUGUGCAUUGUCUGAAGGUUUCCAGGUCAAUCUUUUUAAAAAAAAAUGGCAAAAGGGGACAGAUUGUUAAAUGUCCACCAGCAAGCCCUUCACUAUGCAUCAUGCCAGUUGUUUUUUUUUAAACGUAAUUUUUGUGUGUUAACAAAGGUGGAGACAGACUUUUGCAUGUCAACUGGAAAAAAAACUUCUCUUGUUGGAUGUUGAAUGUUUUUUUAUUUUUACAUUUAAUGUGCUUUUAUGGUAUUUUUUUAUUUUCUAGCUUUAAAAUAUGUGCUGCCAAAGCAGUCAGCUCUAGUCAUUUCUUUCCAAUAUUGGUUAUGGUCACAUCUUUUUUGUAUUUUUUCAUCUUUACCAACUUGAACAUUAUGGAGGUUUUAAGAAGCACAAAGAUAUGUUAGCUGCAAAUCUGUCUGUAUACAUUUCAUUGUAUUCAUUCUUGUUAUUUUUAUACAGUGGUGGACCAGAAUUCUGUACACUUUUUGAGGACCACAGUUGAGGUCUUAGUGUUUAAUAGAUCUGCAGACCAUUUUAACGGCUUGUUGAAAUAGGGGUAAACAUGGAUACAAGAUGUUCUGCGUGUACUAAUUAUUUGCAGUAAAUAGCAAAACAUUUCAAUCAAAAAAGAAAAAUUUGCAUGAAAAUCCCACAUUUAGUGCCAGCAAUUUUGUUAUUAUUAUUAAUGCUCAAACACUAUCACAUUUUUUUAACCAUGAUACAACACAGGCAAAGUAAAAUCUGACCUUUUGAUGGGAUGUUUUCCAUAAAUUAAUCUCCAUUGACCUAUAUGGCAAGCCUUUUUUUCUUUUAAAGGGGUGGCUUGUGGUUCCUUCCUGUUCCCCCGACUUCCUCUUUUAUCUUUAAAGUAUUUAAGUGUUCCUAACCAUGACAUUUUGUCUGCAUUGGGCGAACAAUCGUCAGUGUAAAAAAAAAAAAAAGAAUUAGCUUGUGCAUUGCUAUUUCAUCUUAGGCUUGAUUCUUUCUCAUGCAAGAUAUGUAUUUCUCUAUGAUCCUCAUCCUCAACUGCAUUUGGUGUUCAUUUCCCCUUCCCCCAAAUUAGUGAAUUUAAGUUACAGAGCCUACUAAGACAUGACAUUUGUUUAAAUUAACUUCUGAAAAAACUACUUAAGUGGAGAAUAUCGCAAGUGGUGUAAGAAUUACAAUUAAGGCCAAAUACAUUUUGGAAGAGGAGGGGCAGCAAGAGCAAAUUUUUUCCCCAGUGACCGCGCAAAAUGUAAAACAUUUGUUUCAGUUUCUAAUGCAGUUAAAUUUUUAUAAUUUUACAGCACCAAAUGUUUAUUUACCUGUCCAGAAACCAAGUGUAUCGAAGAUGAUUACAUCAUUAAACAGCUGUGUAUUACA